Abrus precatorius (Indian licorice) is the source of this 915-nucleotide messenger RNA. Its product is annotated as homeobox protein knotted-1-like 6. Gene Ontology annotation, molecular function: DNA-binding transcription factor activity, RNA polymerase II-specific; DNA binding. The transcript has 5 exons. Gene Ontology annotation, biological process: regulation of DNA-templated transcription. Gene Ontology annotation, cellular component: nucleus. The record is from RefSeq and is a predicted model, not a curated record. Lineage: Eukaryota; Viridiplantae; Streptophyta; Magnoliopsida; Fabales; Fabaceae. Bases 1 to 915 code for a protein of 304 amino acids.
AUGGAGGACCUGCACGGUUUCCACUUCACCGCCGGUUACUCCGAGCAGUCGCAGUCAUCUGUACCGGUUCCUCCAUUAACACCGACCGGUGAAAACGUUAUUUCACCGGUUUGGAUUCCAGUUCCUGAACCGCCGCAAUUGAACCGGUCUUGUUCUUCAUCAUUGGAUGCAGUGUCGUCCGAGGUCGGCAGGGUCGAGGAAGACGAGGUUUCGAAAACAUUUCGCGCCAAAAUUGCUUCUCAUCCUCUCUUUCCUAAUCUCCUCGAUGCAUAUAUAAAUUGCCAGAAGGUGGGAGCGUCGGAGGAUAUGGUGAAAUUGUUGGAUGAAAUCGGAGGAGAGAACAGCGCUGGCGGUGUUAGUCAGACUUCAUCAGCGUUAUGGGGUGCUGAUCCCGAGCUCGAUGAUUUCAUGGAAACAUAUUGCAGUUUACUGGUGAAGUACCAAUCCGACCUCUCGAGGCCCUUUGACGAGGCAAUCGAUUUUCUAAACGACAUGGAAACUCAGCUUAACUCCAUCUGCAACGAUUCUGCUCUCGAAAACGUUACUGACGAGACUAAUGGAUCAUCUGAAGAGGACUUCAGUAGGGAAGAAAAAGAGGCAACUGAGUGCAAGAAGAUAACUGAAGAUCGACAGCUAAAGGAUAAGCUUCUGCGUAGAUAUAGCGGCUAUAUUAGCAGGCUGAAGCAUGAAUUUUCCAAAAGGAAGAAGAAAGAAAAGAUACCGAAAGAAGCAAGGCAAAUCUUAAUUUCAUGGUGGAAUAUCCACUUUAAUUGGCCAUAUCCAACGGAAACGGAUAAGAUUGCGCUGGCUGAAUGGACUGGUCUUGAUCAGAAGCAGAUAAACAAUUGGUUCAUAAACCAAAGGAAGCGUCACUGGAAAGCAGGUCUCCAUGGACGCCCCUGCAUGAAUGACUGA